UAUAUAUGCAUCUAUCACCAUUUGUAUUUGUAAAGAAGACUACAUCCUCACCUCUCUCCUUUGGAGAAUAAGAGAGUAAUAAAAAUGCCUUGUUCAGUUCAGCUGCAGAGAAUCAACCCCACAACCACCACCACUCUCGCCGGAAACUUCCACAAACCGCCUCAACCGACAUGUAUUAUCCCGGUGCAGUUCUCCGUCCCUAAUAAUCACUUACAUUACCACACCCACGCUGUAAGCCCCAACCAGUGCUGCUCUGCCGUGGUGCAGACGAUCUCCGCCCCGAUCCACGCCGUAUGGUCACUAGUCCGCCGAUUCGACAACCCGCAAGCGUAUAAGCAUUUUCUCAAAAGCUGCCACGUCAUCGUCGGAGACGGGAACGUCGGCACAUUAAGGGAGGUUCAGGUAAUUUCCGGCCUCCCAGCCGCCUCUAGCACGGAGAGAUUGGAAAUCUUAGACGAUAAGGAACACGUGAUCAGUUUCAGCGUCGUCGGCGGAGAUCACAGGCUGAACAAUUACAGAUCGGUGACGACGCUGCAUCCGGCGGAUGAUGAAAACGGAACAGUGGUGGUGGAAUCGUACGUAGUAGAUAUUCCAACAGGGAAUACAAAGGAAGAAACGUGUGUAUUCGUUGAUACAAUUGUACGUUGCAAUUUGCAAUCGCUAGCGCAAAUCGCAACUGCAAAUCGCUGAAAACACGCCCUACAACUAAUUUGUAAUCAUGGUGACUAUUUAAUUUUGUAUAUUUCAUUUAGUCCUUUGAUUGAUUUUUUUUUCUGGAGUGAUAGAUCGAUGAACUUUUUGCUUAGGUGUAAUCACCUUAGGUUAUCUCCUAAGUUUCAUUUAUUAGUGAAAAAAAUCUCCAAUUUCAGUUGAAUGUUGCUGUUCGAAUUUAUUUUUUCCUUCACAAUGAUAUACUGUAAUAUUAAAUUAUGUGUACAGUGUUGCUAUAAUUUAGUUAA
Molecule: messenger RNA, 959 nt
Organism: Solanum lycopersicum (tomato)
Lineage: Eukaryota; Viridiplantae; Streptophyta; Magnoliopsida; Solanales; Solanaceae
Product: abscisic acid receptor PYL4
Biological process (GO): abscisic acid-activated signaling pathway
Cellular component (GO): cytoplasm; nucleus
Molecular function (GO): signaling receptor activity; abscisic acid binding; protein phosphatase inhibitor activity
Source: RefSeq, a predicted model, not a curated record